GCUUUUUAGCACCGCAAAGCCUCGUGGGAAGGUUACCAACGUCCUUGUCUGACCAAGCUCGCAUCAACGCAAGGCUCGGAGGGACUCUGUCAGUCACUUGUACUUGAACAAAAUCAUUUUUUUCCAAAAUGAUGGCAGCAAGAUUUCUCCGUCGUUCCCUCCCGGUGCUGAGGCAAACUCGCUGCUACGCCGACGCCGCCUCCGGUGCGCAGCAGAUGUCCUUCACUUUCGCCUCUCCGACACAGGUGUUUUUCAAGGAGGCCAACGUGAAGCAGGUCGACGUGCCCACACUUACCGGUAUGUUUGGUAUACUCGCCGCCCACGUGCCCACCUUGCAGGUGCUUCGGCCUGGCGUCGUCACAGUCUUCAAUGACGAUGGCUCAGCAGCUAAAUAUUUCGUGAGCAGUGGGUCGGUAACAGUCAACGCUGAUUCUUCAGUGCAGCUGCUAGCCGAGGAGGCUGUACCGCUGGACCAGCUGGACGUUGCUGCUGCCAAGGCAAACCUGGAGAAGGCCCAGGCAGAGCUGGUUGGUGUGUCCGAUGAAGCUGCGAGGGCAGAAGUUCUGAUCAGCAUAGACGCCAAUGAGGCAAUUGUCAAGGCGUUGGAGUAGAUCUGCGGUCAUCUGAACUCUUAUUUUAGUGGAAAUCCCUUUCCGGCAUCUCCAGCUGUCACACCUGUGUCCAGUGGAUUACAUGCUUGCUUUGUACAGUGGAAAAAAAUCACAAAAAUAAAUUUAUUUGGAAUUA
Dunckerocampus dactyliophorus (ringed pipefish) is the source of this 747-nucleotide messenger RNA. It is a transcript of the gene atp5f1d, whose product is annotated as ATP synthase F1 subunit delta. Gene Ontology annotation, biological process: proton motive force-driven ATP synthesis. The record is from RefSeq and is a predicted model, not a curated record. Lineage: Eukaryota; Metazoa; Chordata; Actinopteri; Syngnathiformes; Syngnathidae. The transcript has 5 exons. Gene Ontology annotation, molecular function: proton-transporting ATP synthase activity, rotational mechanism. The coding region runs from base 129 to 611 and encodes 160 amino acids.